Messenger RNA from Microthlaspi erraticum, 216 nucleotides. NCBI's taxonomy places the organism in Eukaryota, Viridiplantae, Streptophyta, Magnoliopsida, Brassicales, Brassicaceae. The record is from the annotation of a GenBank genome assembly.
AUGGCUGUCUCCAGGGAAAAGCUCUUCAUUCCUGGCGUGUGGGGCCCUUUCUGGUCAGCUAUGGUUCCGGAGUAUUGGCUAACAGAAGGAGGACAAAGUGCCACUGGAGCUUUACUUGAUCACAUAAUCGAAAACCAUGUUGCUUCUCCCCGUCUUGCAAACCAUGCUGCAUCUCAGAAAGUCUUUGUGUUUGAACUGCUGAACAACAGUUUUUAA